AUCAUUCGGGUCGGGUCUAUAUGGACCCUCCAAAACUCUCCUCUUCACUUGGAAGAAAAACCCUAGUUAAACCCUAAUAAACCGAACAUCCUUUCAUCUCCCCCUCUCUCAAAUACGAAAAAAAGCACAAGAUCAUUUUUUAUCGCUCUGUAAUGAUGGCUGCUAAUAAUUUACCAAGAGAAGUGGACGCAGAGCAGAUUUUUGGCAUGGCUGAGAAGGAGAUGGAGUACAGGGUUGAAUUUUUUAACAAACUCACCCAUACGUGCUUCAACAAGUGUGUCGAGAAAAAGUACAAGGAGGGUGAGCUAUACAUGGGUGAAAACACCUGCAUUGAUCGUUGUGUCUCGAAAUAUCAGCAGGUGACAAACAUUAUUGGUCAGAUGCUCGCUAAUGGAGGACGACCCAUGUGAAAUUCUUCUACACCUGAUCAUAUAAUUUUUGUUCAAAGAACAACAGUAUAUCACAUUUUGCUGCUAGUCAGACCUCUUGCAUCAUAUGAGAAUCAACAUUCUGUUUCCCAUUUUUAAAAUUCUAUGACAUUAGACGAUCGGGUUAAGGGGGAAGGAGUACUAUGAGAAAUUAUAUUGAAACUUGUGUCAAACUUCCCGCCGAUACCACUAGACGGUUUGGCCUGGUGAAGAAGGGAGUUGUGUAAAACUUUGAUCUUUCUUUUAAAACUUUUGCUGGUGUAUCAUUUCUUGGUUGAUAUAGAAUAACAGAUGGUCUUUGCCUCUUUUUGGAACAAUUUUCAUUAUUACUUUUUCCCUUUAUAUACAAGUAAAUUUGCAAGCUU
This is a messenger RNA of Solanum lycopersicum (tomato), 793 nucleotides long. RefSeq names its product mitochondrial import inner membrane translocase subunit TIM10-like. The record is from RefSeq and is a predicted model, not a curated record. Gene Ontology annotation, biological process: protein insertion into mitochondrial inner membrane. Gene Ontology annotation, cellular component: mitochondrial inner membrane. NCBI's taxonomy places the organism in Eukaryota, Viridiplantae, Streptophyta, Magnoliopsida, Solanales, Solanaceae.